Oncorhynchus nerka (sockeye salmon) is the source of this 2632-nucleotide messenger RNA. RefSeq names its product NEDD4-binding protein 2-like 1. The transcript is spliced from 5 exons. NCBI's taxonomy places the organism in Eukaryota, Metazoa, Chordata, Actinopteri, Salmoniformes, Salmonidae. The record is from RefSeq and is a predicted model, not a curated record. Bases 156 to 659 code for a protein of 167 amino acids.
AAACUAUUGGGUGAUCAGUAGGCUAUUCUAGAAGACCUUACCAUACAGACAGACGUUGGAGCUCUCGACCACUCAACGGUGUUACCAUCAGAAAGGUGUAAGAAAUUAGUUUGAAGGAUUAUUAUAAAGUAGUUGCAACGGUAAACGAACUGAAAAUGGGGAGAAAGAGGACAAGGGAAAUCAUAAUUCUCAGAGGACUCCCCGGAUCAGGGAAGACAACUGUGGCAAGGAAUAUCUUGGAGAUGUAUGGUUCUGGAGAAGCCUUCAGCACAGACGACUACUUCAGGGUGGAUGGGAAGAUGGUUGGGUUCCGCGAUACAUCCCUGAACAAAGCUCAUGUAUGGAACCGCAACAGAGUUCUUCAAGCUAUCAAAAAUAAAGUCCAUCCGAUCGUAAUUGACAACACCAAUCUGCAGAAAUGGGAGGUGUGGCCUUAUGUCCGAAUGGCGUUUCGCCGUGGCUACUGGAUCGAGUUUCAGGACCUCCCUGUCCUUCCAUUAGAGAUUCUCAACAGACGGUGUCCUAAGAUCCCCAUGGAGGUGUUAGAGAGGAUGAAUGAAGGUUAUGAGCCCGUGAAGAAGAUAUGGGAUGUCAUCUAUGACUAUGAGUCCAAAGUCAGGUGGAUGCGUAGCUCAGAGAGACUGCAGAACCACUGGUGAUCAGGAGACCAAUACAAUGUCUGUGUGUGUGUGUGUGUGUGUGUGUGUGUGUGUGUGUGUGUGCGUGCGUGCGUGCGUGCGUGCGUGCGUGCGUGCGUGCGUGUAUUUGUGGAUUGGUUGGUGCUUCUAUUCUUAUGGGGACCUAAAAAUCCCUGAAUGUCCCCACAAGGAUAGUAACACAAGGAAAAUGACAUUUCCCACAUCCCCAUGAGGACAAUGGCUAUGUUAAGCAUAGAGGUUAGGUUAAUGGUUAGAAUUAGGGUAAGGGUAAAGGGGUUAGUGGUUAGGCUUAAGGCUAGGGUUAGGUUUAGGGUUUGGUAUGGGUUAAGGUUAGGGUUAAGGGAAAUGUUAGGUUUAGGGUAAGGGGUUAGUGGUUAGGCUUACGGCUAGGGUUAGGUUUAGGGUUUGGUAUGGGUUAAGGUUAGGGUUAAGGUUAUGGCUAGGGUUAGGGUUUGGUAUGGGUUAAGGUUAAGGUUAGGGUUAAGGGAAAUGUUAGGUUUAGGGUAAGGGGUUAGUGAUAGGCUUAAGGCUAGGGUUAGGUUUAGGGUUUGGUAUGGGUUAAGGUUAGGGUUAAGGGAAAUGUUAGGUUUAGGGUAAGGGGUUAGUGGUUAGGCUUACGGCUAGGGUUAGGUUUAGGGUUUGGUAUGGGUUAGGGUUAAGGUUAAGGUUAAGGCUAGGGUUAGGUUUUGGUAUGGGUUAAGGUUAAGGUUAGGGUUAAGGGAAAUGUUAGGUUUAGGGUAAGGGGUUAGGGAAAAUAGGAUUUUGAUUGGAAAUGAGUUCUUAGGUCCCCACGAGGAUAGAAGAACUUAACAUGUGUGUGUUUGUUACUAUCCUUGUGGAGACUGCAAAUCCCCCAAAGUCCCCAUAAGGAUAGUAAAACAAGGAAAUUCUCCCACAUGGGGACAUUUCCCCACGUGCCCAUAAGGACAUUGGCUAUUUUAGGGUUAGGGGUUAGGUUUAGGUUGAGGGUUAGAAUUAGGGUUAGAAAAAGGGUUAGGAGGUAGGUUUUGGGUUAGGGAUGUGUGUGUGUAUGUCUGUGUGUCUGUGUCUGUGUGUGUCUGUGUGUGUGUGUGGUUACUAUAUGUGAGAUGAUACUACUCAGGAGACCAUGAGGGGUCUGACAUCACACCCUAGUUCCCUUAUAGUACCCUGGUACUUUGGUAAUAUCACCUAAAUGGUGCUGUUUGAAUUGUCACCGAGGUGUUUCUCUAGGUCGGAUAGAAUAUAUUCCUCAUGUCAGAACACGAAGGACCCUGAGAUGGGAAGUUUCUUUCACAUCAAUCCGUAUCGCAGAAGUUCAGUGCUAUAGACACAUGAAGCUUUUGCCGGUCUCCUCGAACAUGGGAACAUGGCCUUUAAAUUUCAACUGACCUUUCAUUACACGUAUUGAAUCCAUAUCUACGUUUACAGAAAUACAGAAAUCAUCCCUGUUAUGAUGCAAAAUGCAGCAUCAUAUAAUGUAAAAUGCCUCAUACGGGGAUGAUUAUUCUAUUUUGAAAGUUAAAUAUCUUGAAAACGUUGCUGACACGCAAAAAAACAUUUUGGGACUAUGUCAACAAUUUACUAAUGAAACAAAUACCAAAAUAAAAACAUUUGGGUAGAGUUUUCCUUUAACUGUUAACACACAGAUGGUUCUUAACUGUUAACACUCAGAUGGUUCUUAACUGUUAACACUCAGAUGGUUCUUAACUGUUAACACUCAGAUGGUUCUUAACUGUUAACACUCAGAUGUAACACUCAGAUGGUUCUUAACUGUUAACACUCAGAUGGUUCUUAACUGUUAACACUCAGAUGGUUCUUAACUGUUAACACUCAGAUGGUUCUAAACUGUUAACACUCAGAUGGUUCUUAACUGUUAACACUCAGAUGGUUCUUAACUGUUAACACUCAGAUGGUUCUUAACUGUUAACACUCAGAUGGUUCUUAACUGUUAACACUCAGAUGGUUCUUAACUGUUAACACUCAGAUGUAAC